AUGGAGCUCGAAAGAGCCAUGCUGGUCUUGCCAGCUGAGGCCUUUCAAGUGAACCUGCGUAAUCACAAACGGCUCUGCGAUCGCAAGGCGGAGCAGCUGCGAACGCUUCUCAGCCAGCUUGGUGACGCUGGUGACAGUGCCACUGUGGCGAGCGUCCUUGAAGAGCUUUCAAAAGAAAUUGACGAGUUCCGUACUGCAUUGGAGAGCUGGGAUCGAAAAGACCAGGAGCAGAUCAGUAACUUGAGGCAGCGUUUGAGGAUUUUGCUGACGGAGGCUGGCCUCGAUACCCAAAUGCUUGACUUGGCGCAAGAGAGCGCCCAAACCCCGGCGUUUGCGAGAUACCAGGUCACGGAUUCUGAUGCAAAAGAUACAACCGAGCGUGCUAGGGAGCCGGCGAUGGACAGCGGACAAUGCGACCUGAGCCAAAGGGAGGUAUCCACGGACGCCACCCAGCAUCGCCUGCUUCGUUUCCUGGUCGAUUUCAUGCUCAGACAGGGGUAUCUCGAAACUGCGCGACGCGCUAUUGAGCGCUGGGGACUGGCACCCUUUGUUGACAUGGGCGUAUUUGAAGCCAUAGUUCCAGUGGUGGUUGGGCUGCGAGCGAAUCGCGCUACCGAGGCGCUUCAGUACUGUGCGGAAAAUCGCCGUCGCUUGUCUCGACUGGGCUCCAGUCUAGAGCUGAACCUCAGAGUUCAAGAGUUUAUAGAACUAUGUCGGGCACGUGAGGUGAAUGCGGCAGUGCUCUAUGCUCGGAAACAUUUCAAUGGACUCCUUGCGAGCAAGCCUGACGCUGACGCCGAUCCACGCGCGCUGGAGGAGUACGCUCUGGUGAAACGAUGCGUCACGCUGCUGGCAUAUCCGCCGGAAACAUCAUGCGAACCCUACAGGCGGCUCUAUGAUCCGAAACGGUGGGAUACUCUGAUCGAAAAGUUCCUAUCCACCCAUUUUGAAUUGAAUAUGCUACCAUCCGUGCCGUUGCUCGAUCUGCUCAUUGAGCCGGGCCUCGCCGCCCUGAAGACCCGCAAGUGCAAGCCGUACACCUUGGAAACGAACCCUGCGACACGUGCAGGGAGAGCGAGCCAAGGCCCAACGUCAAUAGAGGGCCCCGUCGGGCAUGCGCGACACCAAGAAGUCAGCAUGUCGACAGGCGACGCUGAGCGAGGCCAGCUCGCUUCCUCGGCUUUCGACGAGCAUGUCAGUGCGCUGGGCGAUCGCGCUCGACUGUGUCCGACCUGCGCUUAUCCCUUUAACGCGCUUGCCAAGGACCUCCCAUACAGCUCGCAUACGCACUCCAUUCUGCUAUGCCGCGUUACCGGAAAACUGAUGGAUGAGCAUAAUCCGCCAAUUGUCUUACCAAACGGCAACGUGUACAGUGCCGAAGCUGUGGACCUGCUUACCGAACAACGACCUGAUGGACGCUUUGUGCGCGACCCUGCAACGGGUCACGAGUUUAGUCGCGAUAUAUGCCGCAAGGUCUUUAUUAUGUGA
Cyanidioschyzon merolae strain 10D is the source of this 1488-nucleotide messenger RNA. RefSeq lists its product as hypothetical. The record is from RefSeq and is a predicted model, not a curated record. The transcript has a single exon. Lineage: Eukaryota; Rhodophyta; Bangiophyceae; Cyanidiales; Cyanidiaceae. Gene Ontology annotation, molecular function: ubiquitin protein ligase activity. Gene Ontology annotation, cellular component: GID complex; nucleus; cytoplasm. Bases 1 to 1488 code for a protein of 495 amino acids. Gene Ontology annotation, biological process: proteasome-mediated ubiquitin-dependent protein catabolic process.